This is a messenger RNA of Dama dama (fallow deer), 4975 nucleotides long. RefSeq names its product oxysterol binding protein (gene OSBP). Gene Ontology annotation, molecular function: sterol binding. The coding region runs from base 16 to 2448 and encodes 810 amino acids. The record is from RefSeq and is a predicted model, not a curated record. Gene Ontology annotation, cellular component: intracellular membrane-bounded organelle; membrane; cytosol. Lineage: Eukaryota; Metazoa; Chordata; Mammalia; Artiodactyla; Cervidae. The transcript is spliced from 14 exons.
GGGCGGCGGCGGCUCAUGGCGGCGACGGAGCUCAGAGGAGCGCUGGGCCCGGGCCCGGCCACCAUGGCGGCCCCGGGCGGCGGCGGCGCCGGUCCCCCCGGGGUGGGAGGUGGAGGCGCCGGCGGCCGCGGAGACUCCGGGCCGGGCUCCGGGCUCGUGCCGGGCGCGGCGGUCACGGUGGCGGCGGGCGGCCCGAGCCCUGGGGCCGGGGCAGUGGCGGCGGCGGGCCCGGCUCCCCCGCCGCCGGCGGGGGGCUCUGGCGGCUCGGGCGCCGGGGGCUCGGGCUCGGGCUCGGCUCGCGAGGGCUGGCUCUUCAAAUGGACCAAUUACAUCAAAGGCUACCAGCGGCGGUGGUUCGUGCUGAGCAACGGGCUCCUCAGCUACUACAGGUCGAAGGCGGAGAUGAGGCACACGUGCCGCGGCACCAUCAACCUCGCCACGGCCAACAUCACGGUGGAGGACUCCUGCAAUUUCAUCAUCUCCAAUGGGGGCGCGCAGACCUACCACCUGAAGGCGAGCUCGGAGGUGGAGCGGCAGCGCUGGGUCACGGCCCUGGAGCUGGCCAAGGCCAAGGCGGUGAAGAUGCUGGCUGAGUCAGAUGAGUCAGGAGACGAAGAGUCCGUCUCCCAGACCGACAAGACAGAGCUGCAGAACACCCUGCGGACCCUGUCCAGCAAGGUGGAGGACCUGAGCACCUGCAAUGACCUGAUCGCCAAGCACGGCACGGCGCUGCAGCGCUCGCUCAGCGAGCUGGAGGCCCUGCGGCUGCCGGCCGAGAGCAGCGAGAAGAUCAAGCAGGUCAACGAGCGCGCCACGCUCUUCAGGAUCACGUCCAACGCCAUGAUCAACGCCUGCAGAGAUUUCCUCGUGCUGGCCCAAACCCACAGUAAGAAGUGGCAGAAGUCCCUGCAGUACGAGAGGGACCAGCGCAUCCGCCUGGAGGAGACCCUGGAGCAGCUGGCGAAGCAGCACAACCACCUGGAGAGGGCCUUCCGGGGGGCCACGGUGCUGCCCGCAGGCGCGCCCGGCGCCGGCGCCAGCAAAGAUCAGUGCUGCUCUGGCAAAGGCGACCUGAGUGACGAGGAUGACGAGAAUGAGUUUUUUGACGCCCCUGAGAUCAUCACCGUGCCCGAGAACUUGGGCCACAAACGCACCGGUAGCAACAUCAGCGGAGCCAGCAGCGACAUCAGCCUUGAUGAGCAGUACAAGCACCAGCUGGAGGAGACCAAAAAGGAGAAGCGGACGCGGAUACCAUACAAGCCGAACUACAGCCUGAACCUGUGGAGCAUCAUGAAGAACUGCAUUGGCAAAGAGCUCUCCAAGAUCCCCAUGCCGGUGAACUUUAACGAGCCCUUAUCCAUGCUUCAGCGCCUCACUGAAGACCUGGAAUACCAUGAGCUGUUAGACCGGGCUGCCAAGUGUGAGAACUCUCUAGAACAGCUCUGUUAUGUUGCAGCUUUCACCGUGUCCUCCUACUCCACUACUGUCUUCCGUACCAGCAAGCCAUUCAACCCACUCCUUGGGGAGACCUUUGAGCUGGACCGGUUAGAGGAGAAUGGCUACCGAUCCCUCUGUGAGCAGGUGAGCCACCACCCCCCUGCGGCUGCACACCAUGCCGAGUCCAGAAACGGCUGGACGCUGCGGCAGGAGAUCAAGAUCACCAGCAAGUUUCGCGGCAAAUACCUCUCCAUUAUGCCUCUCGGUAGCAUCCACUGUAUUUUCCAUGCAACUGGGCACCACUACACUUGGAAGAAAGUGACCACAACAGUGCACAACAUCAUCGUGGGCAAAUUGUGGAUUGAUCAGUCUGGUGAGAUUGACAUCGUGAAUCACAAGACAGGGGACAAGUGCAAUCUUAAAUUUGUUCCUUAUAGCUACUUCUCUCGGGACGUCGCGAGAAAGGUGACGGGGGAGGUGACCGACCCAUCGGGCAGAGUUCACUUCGUGCUGCUGGGCACAUGGGAUGAGAAAAUGGACUGCUUCAAAGCACAGCCGGUCCCCGGGGAGAACGGGGGUGACGCCCGGCAGCGCAGCCACGACACGGAGGAGAGCAGGGUGCUGCUCUGGAAGCGGAACCCUCUACCGAAGAACGCGGAGAACAUGUACUACUUCUCCGAGCUGGCUCUGACCCUCAACGCCUGGGAGGCCGGCACCGCGCCCACGGACAGCCGGCUGCGGCCCGACCAGAGGCUGAUGGAGAACGGGCGCUGGGACGAGGCGAACGCGGAGAAGCAGCGCCUGGAGGAGAAGCAGCGGCUUGCGAGGAAGAAGCGCGAGGCCGAGGCCAUGAGGGCCACGGAGGACGGCACGGCCCACGACCCCUACAAGGCGCUGUGGUUCGAGCGCAGGAAGGACCCGGUGACCCGGGAGUUGACGCACAUCUACCGCGGCGGCUACUGGGAGUGCAAGGAGCGGCAGGACUGGGACUCGUGCCCUGACAUCUUCUGAAGGAGCCGCCGAGGAGGAGGAGCCCGCGGACUGCUGCCGGCGCCGCCUGCUCGAGCUCGUCUGUCUUAACCAAUCACUUCUUGUUCCGAAUCAGUCACCAGAAGCAGACCCGGUUGGUGGUGAUUGGCUGGUUGCCUUAGCUGAUUGACCCUGAAAUCAACAUUCUGGACCCCGCGUGCUUGUCGGGGAGGCGCCCCCAACUUCUCCGGAGUCGGGGGCCCCACCCACCCCCUGAGAUGCUGGCCCUCACCCCCGCCCCGGAGCUGCCGCUCAGCCAGGCCCGCGGAGCACACUGCUGCAGGGCGCCCGGCCUUGUGCCGCGCGAGCUGAUCCUAGAGGGUCCCUCGAAAAAGAAACCCGUUCAGACUUGGCCACGGAGCAUCGUGAGCGCCGUGGUGGAGCCGAGGCACAGCCCAGGAGAUGGCCGGGCCGCAUGAGGCGCCCGCGAGGGGCUCGUCUGCAGGACCGGGACGCGCAGAGGUCAUGCUUGGCAGUGUCUUCGCUCGUUAGCACACCCUGCUGCUGUUCUCCACCUUCGCUGACGGCCGCCGAGGCCGCUCGGGCGUCGCAGGAGGGUUGCCUUGUCCUCACGAGGGACUUUACGGACUCGCUCAGGCAGAGUGCUUCGGAGAACCCGGAGCGCGAGGCCGCGUGGACACGGCUGGCCGCGCGCUCUCCCGCCCGCUCACCCCACCGUCCCCGCCGCCUUCUCCUCCCCUCUCCUGCCUUCUUCUCGCUCUCUCUCCAUCUCUGGGCACAUACCCGCUCAGGUUUGUGCCUCGAGGAACAAAGCAUUACCUGCCCCAUUCUGCCACACUUCAGAAUCUGAGAGAAGGCGUUUAUUCCGAGUGAGUUUUCACCAUCUCUCAGAACCCACGGACUGAAGCCACUUCUGGAAUAAUGUGUUAAAUACCUGUAUAUUAUAUAUAUGUAGAGAAAAGUCCGAAUUUUCUGUUUGAUUUCCCUCCCUCCCGUUAAGAAUCUUGCUCUCUGAUCUCACUUGUCCCCCAGGGACUCUCGGACACACUAGUGCGGAUGGGAGCCCCCUUGGGCGGACACGUCCCACGAUCACCCAGCAGGGUCUGUGUCUGCGGGUCGCAUCCUGGGCGCCCACUGCUGUCUCAGCUCCGCUCUCCUCACCCGACUCUGGAGGACGAAGCCCUGCCCCCUUGCCCAGCGUUCUGUCCUCCUCCACCCAGGAGAGUGUGGGUAGUCGGGCAGGAGGGGCGUUUGCGGCUGCAGCCUGCCUCUGCCCAAGCGCAGCGCCGCAUAGCUGAUCCUCCUUCCUGGGAACCGGGGCUGCAAGCCCCGCCUCGUGGGCUGAUAAGAGAACCGCUCCUGUCUGGCCCAGAUUUCCUUUUUUUUUCCCGUCUUUGUUUUGUUUCAGUUGUCUCUGGUCGGAAAUCCGACCCCGUGCCGCCCACCCGUGGUUGAGGAUCACAAAUCGAGGUGCCUUCCUUGUCUGCUCUUCGUUGGUGUUCUCUGUUUCUGUUCCUUAACUGCCGAGCCUCAGCCAGCGUGGGUCCUUGCGGGGAAUCAUUCCAGGGGAAGCCGUCCCCGCAGGGAAACUGGAUUUCUGCCGGGGAACCAGGCCCGCCCUGCCUGGUGGCCGUGGGGAGCUGCCUUGGGGGACUCGCUUCCCAGCACGAGGGAGGGGUUACGGCAGGGCUGCCACCUUCAGGGAGCCCCAUGGAAGCAGUGACCCGCUCCUGGGGUGGGUGCUUCGGCCGGUGGGAUUCCCCCGGAGACUGAACUCCCUGCUCUGUCCCCCCACCCCCUGCCUCCUCCAUCUGCACUAUGUCUCCAGCCUGAUCCUCAGAUUCCUGCUCAAGGAAGAGGCUUCCAGUCCUUCAGGUGAAAUAAAGUCACACGGAAGCAAAACAAAACUAUAUAUAUUUUCAGUUUUUUUGCCUUAUUGAAUUUUUUUUCCAAGAAAACUACUAAAUUAAUUUUUAAAGAGUCAGAUUGUUUGUCUGAUUCACUUCUACUGAGUAGGAGGCAGCAGGAAGAGGUGGAGAACUGGCCCCACUGUGAUUUGUUUUUUGGGAGUUGGGGAACUUGAUCUUCAUGAGAAACUGUGAGAAAAACUGGGCAUGGAUUUCCAGAUGUUUGACUGAACUUAAUUUCACCUGCCUGUUUAAAUUCUCAGGAUCUUAGCUGAUCCACGCAGGGAUUCAAAUUCUGUGUUUUGAACAUAAGGAACUGAGAGGUGAUUGGAAGAUCUUGGAAAGACAUGAGGACACUGAAAAUGCUAGUUUAGUUUUUCUCUGCAAAGUUCAAGGAGGGGAGAAGGUGGGCAAAGCUGUGGAAGCGGCUUGGAGGCCUCCGAGGAGGGCAAUGCCAAUUCCUGGCCUGAGGGGGCAGCCCCUGUCCGCUGAGCGUGUGUUUCUUUGUCCAGGGUCCUGAGAUCGAAGCGCUCAACGUUGCCUGGCUUCCACUUCAACAAUUUUUAAGAUGUUCAUGUUACAGUUGUCAUGCUGAAUAUGAAGAAAGACACUCAGAAAAUAAACUAAUUUACUCAAGGUCA